AAUGUAUUUUAUAUAUUAUAUAAAUAAUAUUAUAUAAUGUAUUUUUACAUGAUAUUGUUUAAAAUUGUACAAUUCAAUUCUAUUCUAAUUUAAUCUAAUGUCACAUUCUAAUUCUAUAUUUUAACAUGAAUGUGUAUGCACUUGCCCCACGUGUACUUAAAAUAACUGGUAAAUAUGCAUCGGUCUGAAAGAUGAAUUUGGGAUACAACUGUACAUUCUUGACUUCAGUUCACUUCACUGCCCGGUCCUUUUUUUUUGUGCCAACAAUUAGAGGAAGUGAUGAAUGUUAGGAUGUGCGUGCGAACAUGACGCGUUAAUCCGCACUACAUAAGGGUACCAAGUGUCAGUGUCUGUCAUGGUCCAGCGGAGAGUCCAGGUCUGACAUGUCAGCCUCAGAUUCCAAAGCAGAAGUCCUCACUAUUGCUGAGGCGGGGGAAUCAGUCCGGAAGACCUCCAGCGUCUUCCAGCAGUACGUGCAGCCGUGUCUGGCCGAGCUGUUUGGCACCAGCUUGUUUGUCUUCGUGGGAUGCUCCUCGGUCAUCGGGUCAGAUGCCGUUACACCACCUGCUCUGGCUCACGGUCUGGCGCUGGUGGUUCUGAUCACAGUGUUUGGACCUGUCAGUGGAGGCCACUUUAACCCUGCAGUGUCUCUCAGUGUCUGCCUGUGUGGAGGCUUGAAACCAGCUCUGCUGGGGCUCUACGUUGUGGCCCAGAUGUUGGGAGGGAUGGUCGGUGCAGGGAUGACCAAGGUUCUGUUCUCUGAGAUGUUAUACAGUGCAGCUCAUGGGGCAGCUUUCUCAACAGAAGGAGACAAGCUGGGCCCGGCCACGAUGGCAGAGAUGAUUCUCACCAUGUUCCUCUGCACUGUGGUCUGCAUGGCAGCAGUCAACAAGUCCACUCGUUCAUCCCUGGCUCCCCUCUGCAUCGGACUCACUGUAACCACCGGCAUCUUUGCAGGUGCACGUCUCUCCGGCGGCUGCAUGAACCCAGCUCGUGCGUUUGGCCCCGCUGUGGCUGCAAAAUACUGGGCUCAUCACUGGGUCUACUGGGCCGGACCUGUCUGUGGUUCCCUGCUCUCGGCUGGACUCAUCAGGCUGCUGUUCGGGGAUCAGAAGACCAGAAUUGUUCUGAGGUGAAUGUUUGUGGGAGACAGGAAGUCACAGAAAGUCAACUCUCUGUGGAUCAAUUUCUCCAACUGUUUCUUGUGAUGUUCUCCAACAAAUAUCUCCUAUUUUAUUUACUGUUCGUGUGUCAGUGAAGAUUGGUCACGCUGUGCUGUUUUCAUAUGUUCUUUAUUUUUCAUAUGUUCUCCCAUUAAAUUUGAUCAAUUAAUCGAUCGAGCAUCUGCCCCCAGUUUGGAGAGACACAUGACAACAGAGCUAAAUAAACAUUC
This is a messenger RNA of Synchiropus splendidus (mandarinfish), 1393 nucleotides long. It is a transcript of the gene aqp8a.1, whose product is annotated as aquaporin 8a, tandem duplicate 1. Gene Ontology annotation, biological process: transmembrane transport. Gene Ontology annotation, molecular function: water channel activity. Gene Ontology annotation, cellular component: plasma membrane. The record is from RefSeq and is a predicted model, not a curated record. NCBI's taxonomy places the organism in Eukaryota, Metazoa, Chordata, Actinopteri, Syngnathiformes, Callionymidae. The transcript has 5 exons. Bases 384 to 1136 code for a protein of 250 amino acids.